Molecule: messenger RNA, 5423 nt
Organism: Sardina pilchardus (European sardine)
Lineage: Eukaryota; Metazoa; Chordata; Actinopteri; Clupeiformes; Clupeidae
Product: NACHT, LRR and PYD domains-containing protein 3-like
Exons: 15
Coding region: 113-5095 (1660 amino acids)
Biological process (GO): regulation of apoptotic process; intracellular signal transduction
Molecular function (GO): protein binding
Source: RefSeq, a predicted model, not a curated record
GCUGUUGAAUUAAAAGCGAAAGUAAAUAGUCCGACUCCGUGGCGCGUCUGUUUCUUUGUCUUGUAUGGAACAUACAGUUUAGCCUAAGAGAGCCUCUCCCACUGCUGCUAGGAUGAGUGUCUCUCAGGAGAGAGAGGAGGCUGCAGGUUCCAGUAAAACACCCAGACCAGAGUCUGCAGCACACAGCUGUGUGUCUAAGAAGCACAAGGACCUGGAUGAUCCUGUGUCCCCAAAGCACCUUGAUGAUGGAGGCCUACAGACCCACAGACCUCCAUCUCCAGUGCCCAGCUGUGUGUCCAUGAAGAGUGACCACUCUAUGCUGAAUCCUCCUCAGUUCAGCACUGAAUCAACACCAUCAGAUCUAAACCUACAGACCCACAGACCUCCAUCUCCAGUGCCCAGCUGUGUGUCCAUGAAGAGUGACGACUCUAUGCUGAAGCCUCCUCAGUUCAGCACUGAAUCAACACCAUCAGAUCUAAAUUCAGAAAAGAAUAAGAGGAAGAGGAAGAGGUCACCCUCCCCUACAACCAGCAGUGAUGAAGACGUCGGGAGAGACUCUUCUACUGAACAAUAUCAGCAGAUCCACAAAUCCCUCCUGCAGAAGAAGUUUAAGUGUCUGAUUGAGGGAAUCCCACAGCAGGGAGACACCAGACUCCUCCAUGAGAUCUACACAGACCUCUACAUCACAGAGGGGGGGAGAGGAGAGGUCAAUGAUGAACAUGAGGUCAGACAGAUAGAGAGGGCAUCCUGGAGAGAAACGGCACAAGACAGACCCAUCAAAUGCAGUGACAUCUUCAAACGCUUACUGGAGGAGGAAAGAUGCAGAAAAGAAGGCUUCCUGGAAGAGGAGAGAUGCAGAAAAGAUGAGGCAAAAAAGAAGGACACAGUCUUUGAGCCCAGACAAUACAAACCCCUCAGAACUGUGCUGACAAAGGGAGUGGCUGGCAUUGGAAAAACAGUCUCAGUGCAGAAGUUUAUUCUGGAUUGGGCUGAAGGAACAGCCAAUCAGGAUGUCCACUUCAUAUUUCCUCUUCCUUUUCGGGAGCUGAACAUGAUGAAGGAGAAGAAACUCAGUCUGGUGGGUCUUAUUCAGCACUUUUUCCCAGAAAUCAAAGAUCCCAGAGUCUUCUCAAGUUCAGCACACACAGUCAUGUUCAUCUUUGAUGGUCUGGAUGAGUGUCGUCUUCCUCUGGAUUUCCACUCCAACCCGAAGUGUUGUGAUGUGACAGAGCCAGCCUCAGUGGACUUGCUACUGACAAACCUCAUCAAGGGGAAUCUGCUUCCUUCUGCUCUCCUCUGGAUCACCACCCGACCAGCAGCAGCCAAUCAGAUCCCAGCUGAGAGUGUGGACCAGGUGACAGAAGUAAGGGGAUUCAAUGACCCACAGAAAGAUGAGUACUUCAGGAAGAGAAUCAGUGAUGAGAACCUGGCCAGCAGAACCAUCACACACCUGAAAUCAUCCAGGAGCCUCUACAUCAUGUGCCAUAUUCCAGUCUUCUGCUGGAUUACAGCCACGGUUGUAGAGGAAACAUCAGAAUCAGAGAAAGUAAACAUGCCAAGGACUCUGACUCAAAUGUACACACACUUCCUGAUGAUGCAGACAAGCAUUAAACAUGUCAAGUUCACAGAGAGAAAAGAGACAGAUGAAGAGGUGAUUUUCAAACUGGGGGAACUGGCUUUCCAACAGCUUGAGAAAGGCAAUCUGAUCUUCUAUGAGGAAGACCUGAGAGAGUGUGGCAUUGAUGUCACAGAAGCAUCAGUGUACUCAGGAGUGUGUACCCAGAUCUUCAGAGAGGAAGCUGGGUUGUACCAGGGGAAGGUGUUCAGCUUUGUGCAUCUGAGCAUCCAGGAGUUUCUUGCAGCUCUGUAUGUGUUCCUCUGCUUCAGCAACAUACAGAGAAACAUGCCUGACCAACAGCAAACCUCUCAGCUCUCUGCUCUGUUCAGAGCUACAACAUGUCAUGGCCUACACAAGACUGCAGUGGACCUGGCCUUACAGAGUAAGAAUGGACACCUGGACCUUUUCCUCCGCUUCCUUCUGGGCCUCUCACUGGAGUCCAAUCAGAAUCUCUUAAAGCACCUACUGCCACAGAGCAGCAGCCAAUCAGAUAGCUCAGAGCAAACUGUGCAGUAUGUCAAACAGAAGAUCAGAGAUCAGAGGAGCUCAGACACAUAUAGGGAUGAAGAUGAAGAUGAAGGUGAAGAUUCAGACAGAAGGAUCAACCUGUUCUACUGUCUGAAUGAGCUGAAUCACCAUGCUGUAGUGGAGCACAAAAUUAACUCAGAAGAGCUGCAUGUAGAGACACUCUUACCAGGACAGUGGAAGACUAAGACAUGGAAGACAUUUAAGAUGUCAGAAGAGCAGCUGGCUGAGUUUGACCUGCAGAAGUACAUAAAGACACCAGAGGAAGAUCAGACUGAACUCCUCAGUCCAGAGGAAGUUCUUCAAAAGGUGCUGCCAGGAGUCACAUCAGCUUUGCUGGAUAACUGUGAUCUGAGCGAUAAGAGCUGUUCCUAUCUGGCCUCUGCACUGAAGACAUCACACUCAUCAAAUCUCAGAGUGCUGAACCUGAGUGAGAAUAAGCUGCUGGACUCAGGAGUGGAACUUUUAUGUUCUGCUCUUUGUCAUCACAACUGCAAACUGGAGGAACUAUGGCUGUAUGACUGUGAUCUGAGUGAUAAGAGCUGUUCCUAUCUGGCCUCUGCACUGAAGACAUCACACUCAUCAAAUCUCAGAGUGCUGCACCUGAGUUACAAUAAGCUGCUGGACUCAGGAGUGGAACUUUUAUGUUCUGCUCUUUGUCAUCACAACUGCAAACUGGAGACACUACGGCUGCAGGGCUGUGAUCUGAGCGAUAAGAGCUGUUCCUAUCUGGCCUCUGCACUGAAGACAUCACACUCAUCAAAUCUCAGAGUGCUGGACCUGAGUAACAAUAAGCUGCUGGACUCAGGAGUGGAACUUUUAUGUUCUGUUCUUUGUCAUCACAACUGCAAACUGGAGGAACUAGAGCUGAAUAGCUGUGAUCUGAGCGAUAAGAGCUGUUCCUAUCUGGCCUCUGCACUGAAGACAUCACACUCAUCAAAUCUCAGAGUGCUGCACCUGAGUCACAAUAAGCUGCUGGACUCAGGAGUGGAACUUUUAUGUUCUGCUCUUUGUCAUCACAACUGCAAACUGGAGGAACUACGGCUGGAUAAGUGUGAUCUGAGCGAUAAGAGCUGUUCCUAUCUGGCCUCUGCACUGAAGACAUCACACUCAUCAAAUCUCAGAGUGCUGGACCUGAGUGACAAUAAGCUGCUGGACUCAGGAGUGGAACUUUUAUGUUCUGCUCUUUGUCAUCACAACUGCAAACUGGAGGAACUACAGCUGCAGGUCUGUAAUCUGAGCGAUAAGAGCUGUUCCUAUCUGGCCUCUGCACUGAAGACAUCACACUCAUCAAAUCUCAGAGUGCUGCACCUGAGUGACAAUAAGCUGCUGGACUCAGGAGUGGAACUUUUAUGUUCUGCUCUUUGUCAUCACAACUGCAAACUGGAGACACUAUGGCUGUGGAGCUGUGGUCUGAGCAAUAAGAGCUGUUCCUAUCUGGCCUCUGCUCUUAAGUCUCCCUCCUCAAAUCUCACUCAGCUGGACCUGUGGGGUAAUGACCAGAUUAGUGCAUCAGCUGUAGAGCCGCUCUGUGCUCUAGUGGAGGACCCACACUGUAAACUGGAGUAUCUAGAACUGAGUGGUCGUACCAUCAGAAAGGAGCGUCCAGCAGCAGCAGCAGCAGCAGCAGCAGCAGCCUCCACUAGCAGCUCCCACUCCUCAGAUGCUGCAGAGCUGCACCUCAGAGACAAAGCCCAGCAGCACCCAGGAGCACAGCUGCUCUCUCUGGACACUCACAAGGAGGGACACCACUGUGAAUCCUGUGCUGAAGUUCCAGACUCCAGCCUCUGGGUCCUGGUGAAGCCUGAAGUCUCCACAGAGGAGAGCGUCUCCACCUACAGCCUGAGCUCUCCUGCAGGGAGCUACGAGUGCUCAGAGUCCGGUCUGCGCUGGACGUGUGCUGGUCCAGUCACCCUGCAGUACCGCUUCAUGGACUGGCAUGUCUUGGCUGAUGAUCUGCCCCACAUGCAGUACAGGCCAGCUGGCCCUUCAAUGGACAUCAAGCUCAUGUCAGGAGAGUUGGAGGAGAUCCAUCUGCCACAUUUCCUCUGUUUGGGAGGUAGCCCGUCUUCCCUGAAGGAUGCUGUGGAGGUUCUGCAUAAGCAGGACAGUGGAGUGUUGAUAGAGAAGUGUGAGCUGAGACGCUUCCAUGCCAGGCUGGUAAAGCCCUCCUUUUCUCCUAUUGGGCUUUUCUAUUCUCUCAUAUCUCGUUUGUUCACUUGGAAGGAGGAAGAGAGGGAUAUGCUGGUUGAGGUCCAUGCAGAUGUUCAGGUCUAUGUGAGCAGUACCUCACCCCUUUCGGUUCCGUGUUCCGCUUGUUCCACAUUCCGCUUGUACCUCUCACCACUGAGUUCAGAGCUUAGUAAGCUAAUAGAGAUGCAGGAGGAAGGAUUCAAUGGCAAGAAACUCGCCAAGCCCCGGCCUGGGAGACCUCUUCAGAUGCAUGAGUACUUCGCUCUAAAAGCUGACUGUGAGACUCUAGGAGAACCGACUCCAGAAGAGCUAGACCUCAGAGAGAGCUCUGACAUUGCUCCCAACUUUUUUGAAGUGCACAUAAAUGAGGCUGUGAACUUUAAGAUUGAACUCCUCAGCUCCAAAGACAAACGGAAAGUCUGGCAAGCAUAUAUCUUGAGUUCUGAGUGCUUUUGGAACAAACCCCAACAGGGCAGUGAUGGCCCUUAUAAUGCUGAAGAAUUCCUAACCAAGCACAGGGCAGAUCUCAUUCAACGGGUGAAAAAUGUUAUCCAGCUAGCGGAUAGGAUGAGGUCAAAUAAACUGAUCAAUGGAGAGGAUUAUGAAAACAUCAGAGUGGCACCAACUGACCAGGAGAAGAUGAGACAAGUGUUUGAUGUCCUGGAGUCUUGUGGUGCUGAAGGAAGGAAGACAUUCUUUAAAAUCCUCCAUGAGCUACGCCCUGCACUGGUGACAGAGCUGGCUACAUCAUCGCCCUGAUGAUGGUUUCCCCAAUCCUGUUGAGCUGAGUAGCUCAUUAGGCUAAUUGAUUGUAUGACUUAUUAGGCUAAUUGAUCACUUUCGACUAUGGGUGGGGCUUAACUUACGUUGGUGUCAUUUUCAUUCUUUGUGUUGAUUUGCCCUGAAGACCACUUUGUUGAUCGAAACAUGUUGGCUUGUGCACAUUUUAAAAUGACCUCAGCCAUAAUAAAGGCUUUUUAAUAUAGUCCUUCUCAUUUUACAUUUAACUGAAUGCCUUUGCUUUGUUUAUGUCAAUGGAUUUUUUCCCAAGAGGAUACUUACAGCUACAGUUUGUGAGACCUUGUCA